AUGGAAAAUAUAGCACCAGUUGGUAGUGCAGAGAGAUUUGAUGAUGAGAUUCUCCCAGAGGAAACCUGGAAUAUUAAUGAAUCAGGGGUUUCCAACGUUCAGUACAUAAAUGACUCUGGACCAAAGAGUCUAUCAGAGGACCUUUCAAAAGAUGAUGUUUUAGACGGUUCUGCUCUAAGGACUGGAGAAUGGACUGCGGAAAAUACACACAAGCUUGGCCAUCUGGGGGGCUUUUGGAGGACAGAUAGUUGGGAGAGUGUCAGCAGUAAUGCCAGCUUGUUCUCUCUGACAGAAAGGGUGGAAUUCAACCGUACCAACCUCAAACGAAUGCUGACAUCUUCUCAAUGCCAGUGUGGACCUGGUAUUGGCAUUGAAAGCCCGCCUCAGGAGAGUCUUGCACCAACCAGCUGCCAAUUCCAACCCAGCCCACUGGAUGACAGCUUCUCUGGGAACAAAUAUAUCAAGCAAGGCUGUGAGAUAGGUCAAAAUGACAGUGACUGGGAUUCAGGGAUUUCGCUACAGGAGUCUGAUCGCGGAAUGAGAGCCUUUGUGUCCUCCAAUCAGCUGCCACUGAGUCCCAGGCAUGAGUUGGCGAAACAGCUGCUGGAGAGAGCUCGGAUGAAGGCCCGAGCUAGUCCACUCAAGGCUGACCACAGCAUUUUGCCUGUAGUGAAGAGUUCUGUGGAAAUUGGCACUAAAGGUACCCCUUCACCAAAGAAGGGCCCUUUCUCCCGAGAAGAAUGUUCAUCAAGCACCCAAAACAGCUGCAACCUCAGUGACUCCUCCAGUGGUGAGUCGCGAUGCGGACUACGCAAGAAGCGAAGCCAGUCUCCAAGCCACGUAAGGUUUGAGGAUGAGUCCACCCAAGAGGCUGAAGUGCGCUACCAAUUACGCAGGAAAUGUGGCCUUGAGUCUUCAGUUCGGCAAAUCCCAAGGGGAUUGACACAAGAGCAUGGGCUUCCAUCCUAUGGGACUCCAGAGAAGGAGUAUGUGUUGAGAGCUGAGUCAAGGAAUUAUGGCAAACCUUUCCAUAAGAACACUGGAGUUAUUGGGAGCUGGAGUUGGAAAAGUGGACCAAAUCCGGUUGCCACCGGAGAGACUGGAGAAAAUCCACUUGGCAAGGCUAGCAGCCCUCAUUUCAACACAGCAAUCUGCAUUGAUGGGAAGUGUAGCUGUUGUGGCUCUUACAUCAUUUCAAGUACCAAAGCAAUUUGCCUUGACCCUCCUUCUUAUGAAUUUCCAGAUGCUAGUGUACUUCACCAAGGCAGGGAACCUCAAAGACCCAGUCAUCAUGAGCUCCCCAUGUCUAUUGCAAAGGAGGUCCAAAAUAACUUUGGUGUGGAGGCUCCAGAUGUUGGAGUAUUGCCUCCCAGAAUUGUACCUUGCUGGGUUCUCCCUUCACAGCACCGAAUCAGAAUUGAACCUAUAAAGGAAACAUAUAUAGGGGAGAUUACUUCCAUUGAUGAUGUAUCAGUAACUGAUGGUAAUACUACUAACACUGCUUUCGAAGAGAUGAAAGAUUGCAGAGAGCCUAAGAUCCCAAUGCACAGCUCUGCCACAAUGCCAGGGAGCAAUGAAGACUCUACAAACUGUAUUGAACUGAAUGCCAAAGGCACAGGUAUGUCAACUAAAUGCAUUGGGGAGAACAGUUUUGAAAAGGAACCAAGGAGAUCCAGGAUGUCCAAUUCUCGCUCAAUGAAUACAUCAUUUCCCACAAAGUUCGAAGAAAACACUUCUGAUCAAGAUCCUCUUCCCAAGAGACCAGUGAUCAACAAAGCCAACUUGACAAUCCUGUCCAACUCCCAACAAAACAAACUGCCACUAACGCAGAAGAAUAAUCCUUUAACAAACCUGGAUACCUGUCCUUCUCCUCAGUACAGGCUCAUUCAUUUAAAUCCAGAGGAGAAUGAUGGAAGACCAUCUAAUUCUCAGACUUUUCCAGAUAUGUCUUUGCUUCAAUCUCAACAGAGUCCCAGUGGUCCUAAUCAACAGUUGCCAAAUGGCCACACCAUUGGCAUAUCAGUCCCUUUAGCUAACCGCCCUUUGAGUUCUGCUAUUCAGUUGGUAAGGAAUAACAAUGGUGAUGAUCAAAGUUCAGAGGGCUACAGAUCAGAAGUUGGAAAAAACUCAGAAAUGUCCAAACAGAUAACAAAUAUAAGUGAUGGGCUAUUGUCUUCUGAGCAUAAGACAUCCAUCAAACUCACCGAAAACCAGAAUUGUCUUAUUGAUCCAACUCAUGCAACAGUCUCCUCAUCCAAGCAAAGUACUGAAAAACGGAAGGACAGAACAGAAAGUCAGUCUGCAACAGUGAAGACACAGCCCCAAGACAUCACUUCCAGUGGGGAGCCAGUGACACCUGUCCCGACCUUGGUCCAGGAAGAACACAACAGUUUGCCCAAACCUCCUCCACCAGCAGCCAGGGAUGGUGAACCACUGUUGCCUGGGAUUGGGGCAGUGCAAUGCGGAGACAAGCCCAUUCACAAUCCAGCCAGCAAGUCUUCAGAUGACAAUCAGCUGCCAUUCACCUCUCAGGGUAACUCUAGAACUCAGCACAUUACUGACAGCCAACACAAGUCUCGAUCCUUCAUGAAGGCCUUCUUUACAUCAAUUGGACAGAACACAGUCAGUAAACUGAACAGGCUCCGAUCGUCCAGUAUGGAGCAGAUUAACUGCCAAUCUACAGAGGCCAUGUCUGGGAAGCUGCGAUGUGAGAAGGCCAGAGGAAACCUGAGGAAGACUCCCUCUCUACAAUCACUACGGCUGGCAUCCCCAUUGGCCCAGUUGAGGAAAGCAUCAUCCAUACAAUUGCUUUACUCCCAGAAUAAGAAGAACCGUUGCAGCUCAUACCUGGUAGGGGAGAUGAUGGAGACUGGCUUAGGAAGCAGUGAGCCAAAGGCGACUGGCUGCAAGUCGUUAACUUCACUCAGUGUGGAAGACAUAGGAUCGCCCAAUCACCCAAGGUUUAUUGGCCAGGUAAUGGAGACAUUUGCUGAUGCCAGCUUCCUGCUUCAACUGUCCAAACCAGCUCAUGGACCUUUUGGGUUUUUCAUCUCUAGAUCUCAUGGCGGUAUAUUUAUUCACCAAAUGGCAGACAAGAAUGCUGAGAAAUUAUACUCUGGAUUACUGGAACCAGGGGAUGAAAUUUUGGAGGUCAAUGGGGAACGUGUGGAAGGUCUCAGUUUCAAUGAGGUCAACAAUCUGAUGUUACAGGACAACAGAGUGUCAAUUAGGGUCAGAAGACAUAAUGCAAACACACGACAAAAGGAACAUUGAUAGGAACAGCCACCGGCUCAUGGUUUAUUUGCACAGUCAAAGUACUUUCAAACGAUAAAGUUCUUUGGGAGUCGGCAUUGUAGUGCUUCAUGGGUAUCAGGCAGCAACAACAACAAAAACUGGCCCGGGCCACCUUAUCAAAGUCUGAGAUCCCAAACGGUAUCAAAAUUGAGCAUCCUUGCUACGUACAAUUUUGUUAAUCAGUCUCUAUCUGUUGCUCAAUUGCAAGAGCACUGAGUUGUAAAACUUGCAUUCUUGCAGGCAACUGAGUGACUUCUUUCCCUGACAUCUCAUUGUCUGAAACCCUGCUCAGUGUGUGCGUAGAUGCUGGUGUUUCUUUACGUGAACAAUUCCCUCUAAUUCUGAAUGAAUCUGGACAUUUAUUUUCACAGGCAGACCAAAGUACAGUCUCCAUUCUAUCAGUAAGGGGACACUGAGUUUGCCAAUCAAGCUUUCUGUCACGACAGAUUGGCAUUUGGAGGAAGGAGAAUCAAUUGCAUUGGAGAGGUUCAUAAACCAAUAAACUGAGAGUCUGAGCACGGCUUCGAUUGGGAUUAUAAUUCCUCCACAAGUUUCUUGAAAUUGUUUAACUAUAAAAUUAAUUGAGGCUUUACAGCCAGACCAAAGUACA
Pristis pectinata (smalltooth sawfish) is the source of this 3904-nucleotide messenger RNA. RefSeq lists its product as uncharacterized. Gene Ontology annotation, cellular component: nucleus; cell cortex; apical plasma membrane. Gene Ontology annotation, molecular function: protein kinase C binding. Lineage: Eukaryota; Metazoa; Chordata; Chondrichthyes; Rhinopristiformes; Pristidae. Gene Ontology annotation, biological process: regulation of cellular localization; centrosome cycle; establishment or maintenance of cell polarity. The transcript has 10 exons. The coding region runs from base 1 to 3273 and encodes 1090 amino acids. The record is from RefSeq and is a predicted model, not a curated record.